This is a messenger RNA of Astyanax mexicanus (Mexican tetra), 3499 nucleotides long. It is a transcript of the gene barhl1b, whose product is annotated as BarH-like homeobox 1b. Gene Ontology annotation, molecular function: DNA-binding transcription factor activity, RNA polymerase II-specific; RNA polymerase II transcription regulatory region sequence-specific DNA binding. The transcript is spliced from 3 exons. NCBI's taxonomy places the organism in Eukaryota, Metazoa, Chordata, Actinopteri, Characiformes, Acestrorhamphidae. Gene Ontology annotation, cellular component: nucleus. The coding region runs from base 939 to 1910 and encodes 323 amino acids. The record is from RefSeq and is a predicted model, not a curated record. Gene Ontology annotation, biological process: regulation of transcription by RNA polymerase II.
AAAGUUCAUUUUUAAAGCCGCACUUUUCUCCAACGCAAGUCUUUAGGUUGCGUGUCCUCCUUUCUGCUGCCAACCUUCCUCCUCCUCUUCCUCCUCCUUUUCUUUCUCUUCUUCCUCUCCGAGGGGUCGCGCUGCUGUGUCCGAGUUCGGGCUUUUACACCGUGUGUGUAUCGGAGAGAGAGAGAAAGAGAGAGAGAGAGAACGAGUGUGCGUUUACAUCGCAGUGUUUCUCAACAAUGGUCCUCCUGAAAUCUUUCUAUCAAUAAUUCAGAUCCGCGCUGGUUCCGAAACCGGAUUCAGAAAUUAACAGCUAUCGACUUUUUACGCUUUAUUGAUUUUUGUUUUUUUAUUUUUUUUUUUCCCCUGAAGAUUUGAGGAGCUACAGAGAAGAAGAAAAGAGUGAAACACUGGACGCGGAUUGGGAAUCUGCUUCAUACAGCAAUUUAUUUUUCAUUUUAUUUUUAACAUAAAAACUCUCAAAAAAGGAAGAACUUUUUAUCCACUGGAUGAACAGCAUCUUUUAACAUUUUUCAGCAGGUUUCAGCGCCUGUUUGGGAUUUUCACCUGGAUGAACCUUGUUUCUGUACCAGAUUUUUCGAUUUAUUUUUGCUUUAUCAUAUGAUUUUUUAAAUGUAUUUUCUCGUUUUAAUUUAAUUUUAUUAUUAUUAUUAUUAUUAUUAUUAUUAUUAUUAUUAUUAUUAUUAUUAUUAUUUAUAAAUGCGGCUGUUUACAUUUUGUAUUUAUUUUUUAAAUAAUUAAAAUAAAUUAAUUCUAAAUAAUCGUAUUUUUUUUUUUUCAACUUUCAACAUUUUGUUUGUUAUUUUUAUUUCGUUAUUUUAUCAUUAGGAUUACUUUAUUACGCCCCCCAAAACCCCCUCCCACACUCUAAACUCCUCCAGUUCUCCUCGGAUGAGCCCCUGAUCUCGGGCCUGUCGGUGAUGGAGGCGCCCGGCGCUUCGGGCUCCGCUUUCGGUAUCGACUCUUUGCUGUCCCGCGGCCCCCCGGCGCUGCUGGAUGGAGAGGCCGAGGGGGCAGCAGCAGUAGUUGGAGGAGGUGGUGGAGGUGUGGGUGUAGGUGGUUGCUGCUCCUCUUCGCCGCUGGAACUGAGUCCAGGCUCUGAUGCUGACCGGGAUCCUGAACGGGACAGUAGCGCGUGCUCCUCGCCCCCGUCCCCGCGUCGGCCGCUGCUCGGGCUUCCCGGAGCUCCUCCGCGCACCGUCACCUCCUCCUUCCUCAUCAGAGACAUACUUGCGGACUGCAAACCCCUGGCCGCGUGCGCGCCGUACAGCACCGCGCAGCACGAGCCGGGCAGGACCGGGAGCAAGGACGACUUCAUACUGGACAAGAUCCACAGCAACUCGUCCUCAGACAGCGAGUAUAAAGUGAAGGACGAGGCAGAGAGGGAGAUCUCCAGCAGCAGAGACAGUCCUCAGGUGCGCCUCAAAAAGCCGCGCAAAGCGCGCACGGCCUUCACAGAUCAUCAGCUCGCGCAGCUCGAGCGCAGCUUUGAGCGGCAAAAGUACCUGAGCGUGCAGGACCGCAUGGAGCUCGCGGCCUCCCUUAACCUGACCGACACACAGGUCAAGACCUGGUACCAGAACCGCAGGACGAAAUGGAAGAGGCAGACUGCGGUGGGACUGGAACUGUUGGCCGAGGCAGGGAAUUACUCCGCGCUGCAAAGGAUGUUCCCUUCGCCCUACUUCUACCCCCAGAGCCUGGUGUCCAACCUGGACCCCGGAGCAGCUCUCUACCUGUACAGAGGAGCCUCGGCACCCCCUCCAGCCCUGCAGCGCCACCUUGUCCCCCGCAUCCUUCUACACGGCCUGCAGGGCGGCGGUAGUGAGCCUCCACCACCUCCUCCUUUACCCCCCCUGUCCGGAGUUCUCCCCAGACCCACCCCGCCACGAUGAGCUCAACAGCACGCGUGGGAUUUCAUCUAAAAAUGAAACAAACACUCAAACCCUGGCAGCUUUGAACUCUAACAAGCAGAGACAAGAAAAACACCAGUUUGAAUCUACUGGUGACAAGAACUAUGGAGAUCUAUCAUAAAGCCACUGUACUCACUCAAUGUCAAAGACUCGGUGAAAUCAUCACCAGUGUCAGUUCUAAUUUAUUGAAUUAUUUAUUUCCCCCUUUGUAUUUAAAUGAUAUAUUUAUAUAGCUAGGUUUACUGUUUAUGUUCAGGAUACAAAGGAAAGUGUUUAUAAAGGACGCAAUAAUGACGAGAAAGGAAAACACAUCAGGGGCAUAUUAUUAUUAUUACCAUUAUCAAUGUUGUUAUUAUUGGGUAAGAAUUAAUCAUACUCACGCGUCUUGAUAAUUAACUCCUAAAGCCCCUGUAUAUGAACUGUUCACGCAGUUCCAAUUAUUAUUUUUUUUUUUAAGACUAAACGAAGCACUGUUUUAUUUAAAGCCGAUCAAAUGUACAAAAGGCAAAUCGGGAUGCGUGUACAUAGGAAUAUACGGUUCAAAUAUAAAUCUUGAUUUUCUUAUCUAGGAUUUCUUUUCAUUCUUUAUUCCACAAGCGAGGAUUAUGAAGGACAUGGACAGCACGUCCACACUGAAAGAAAAAAAACGCAUUCAAGAAUGUCAGCGAUGACUGACUUAGAUUCCGUUCUAUAUCAAGCUGAAAGAAAAAAAUAAACAUCUGUUUGGCUGCUCCAAGCUGGGAAACGUUGAGGAGCACUUAUCCUACGAACUAAAGUCCGAGGCUAAGAGUUUAGUCUACUACAGAAUACCUGCGCUGCGAAACUUUUGCUCAAGCGCCAUAAAUGUUACUGUGUAACGUUUACUGUGGCACGCGGCGAAAGGAAGCUUUUGUGUGUGGUGUACACAUAGUGCGCGUAACGGAUGCAUUAAAAAAGGGGAGGACAGGCACGGUGCACAGAACGCAAGUGAAAGGGACUGAGAGUAAUGCUUCGUCCAAAACAUUCGUAAAAAGUGAAAAGGGCAUAUAACGGCUACUUAAUGGACAUGUAAGAUGUGGGCGGGUGAGGUAAGCAGGACGGGCGAAAAGUGACGCACAAAGUUGCGCCAGGUAAUCGUGAAAGGUGCAGGCACUUGUAGAGCAUUUGCUAAAUAAAUAACAAAUUAAUGAAUAAAUGAAUACAUUUUUUGGGUGUCAACCCAUGCCAAACAACCGCUGACAAGCUGUAGUAAAUACGGACGCGAUAGGUGUUUUUGGUGCACCCUGUUUUCUAGGUCUAUUGCCCCGACCCGGUGUGCUCGAGCAGACAUUUGUGCAUUAUUCUGUAUAAAACCGUUGAAACGAUAUCUUGUCAUUCUUUUGGUGAAUGUGUAUAUUGAGAAUAUUGAUUUGUGAAGUGAUUCUCGUAUUUCCAGAUGAUUUUUCUCUUUAGACCCCCUCUUGUGCUUCAGCGGUAUGAACUUUGGAGGCAAAAAAACUCUACUUACUGCUGCUGAUUACGCAUGAAGGAGAGGGGGCUUGAAGUGAGGAGAAUUACUUUUAUAAAUGUGCUAAUAAAGAUCUUUCACUACA